AUGGAUAAAAAGAAUAAAGUGAAAUCUAUUGUCAAGUUCGAUGAUGAAAAGGAGCCAGAACCAGUAAUCGAAGAAGUACAACAGAUUAAGAAGGAAAAGAAGAAGAAGAAGGAAUAAUAAAAGAAGAAAUUAGCAGUUGAAUAGAGACAUGUCACUAUUGCCAUCCCAGAUUCAAUUAUCUCUAAUGCUUAAUCAUCUGAAUUGAGAAGUUAUUUUAUGUCUCAAUUGGCAAGGAUGUUUGCCAUCUUUUAAGUAGAUGAAGUGAUCAUCCUAAGAGAUUAUUCAUAGUAUCUCCAUAUUUACAUUCUAGCAUACCAAAAAGCAAAUAAUUCGAUGUGGCAUCCUAUGUUGUUAGAAACCUACAAUAUUUGGAAACACCACAAUAUCUGAGAAAGUACUUGUUUCCAAUUCACUCCGACUUAAAAAAUGUUGGUCUCAUGAAUCCAAUCGAAUCAAAACAUCAUUUACUUACAGAAUAGGUAUGUCCCUUUAGAGAAGGUGUUGUUGUUGAAAGACCUAGUAAAGGUGACACAUCUUGGGUGGAAAUUGGCCUCAAAAGAUAAGUCUUAAUUAAUUAUCCAUUGCAACCAGGAACUAGAGUCACUUUGAAACUAGAUGAUCCUACUGCCACUCAUCUGACAGGUGCUCCCGUCUCAAGUUAAGAUGCUAAGAAGGACGGCUAUUACUGGGGUUACACGGUCACAAUAGAGUCCAAAUUUCAUAGGUUAUUAGACAGAGGUAAGAAAUUAGUUUCCUAUUAUCUAUAGAUGAUUUCGACAUGAAGAUCUUGAUUGAAACAGAGAAAAGUGAUGAAGCUUAAUAGACAACUGCUUUUAAUCCCUGCCAAUUGUCUCAACAACCAUUAAAAUUAUUGUUACUAUUCUCUGGUUUGCAAAAGAUUACUGAUUUUACAGAAAAUGAUGAAAAAUCGAAAGUAAAGAACUUAAUAUCUGUCUUUAGUUAUCCAAGGAGGAUAUUUAUGGGAAAUUCGAUCAUGUAUAUAGAUAUGGAAAUAGUGAUUAUGGAGUCAAAUAACUUAGAUUAGAGGAAUAAAUGUUUAUGUUUUUACAAUCAAUAUAAUGA
This is a messenger RNA of Paramecium octaurelia, 1083 nucleotides long. The record is from the annotation of a GenBank genome assembly. Lineage: Eukaryota; Ciliophora; Oligohymenophorea; Peniculida; Parameciidae.